UUGAGCAUUUUUCGUAAAAUUUAAUUGAAAUAAUGGUUAAUUUUAGGUCUAAUUUUAAAACAAUUGUAACAGAUUAUCGAAUCUACUUCGGCUCUACCCGGACCUCCAAUUCUAGGGUUUUCAGGGAAGGAUUUGGAAGAUGGAUAUCAUAUCACAGUUACAGGAACAAGUAAAUACAAUUGCAGCUCUUGCUUUCAACACCUUUGGUACACUUCAGAGGGACGCCCCUCCUGUGCGUCUAUCACCUAAUUAUCCAGAACCUCCACCUGCUAAUCCCACAGAAGACUCAACUAAUGUUGCAGAACAACCAAAGCAAAUGAGUGCCGCUUUUGUUAAGGCUGCCAAGCAGUUCGAUGUGUUGGUUGCUGCUCUUCCUUUAUCAGAUGGGGGUGAAGAAGCCCAAUUGAAAAGAAUUGCAGAACUCCAGGCUGAGAACGAUGCAGUUGGCCAAGAACUUCAAAAACAACUGGAAGCUGCAGUUUGCUGAUUUUGGUGAUUUAGAGAAGGAGCUAAAGCAGGUCCAGGAGUUGUUUAACCAAGCAACAGAUAACUGCCUGAACUUGAAGAAGCCAGAAUGAAUAAGGUAGUAGAUAUUUCAGUUUGAUAGAUCUAAGGGAAAAGAAUUUGCUUGAGGAGCCCAUUCUUGCUGGAAUAACCCUGGAGGAACAACAAAUUGAUUGUGUCCAUGUCUGUUAUGGGUACAUUUAUAAACUGAUUAUAAUUAGGCAUGCUCUGACAUUAUUAUUUUUUCAAGUUCUUGGCCACUGCUGGAGAAAAGAAUUCAGUAUACCAUUGUAUCUGGUUUAGAGCUGUGUUUAUAGAAUGAAAUGAGGUAGGGAUAAUGUGCCUAAAUUGCAAAAAUCAGCAGUUUUUUUGUCUCCACAUCCUUAAAUAUUAGUGUCUUCUGUGCUGCGAA
This is a messenger RNA of Solanum pennellii, 916 nucleotides long. Its product is annotated as mediator of RNA polymerase II transcription subunit 21. The transcript is spliced from 5 exons. NCBI's taxonomy places the organism in Eukaryota, Viridiplantae, Streptophyta, Magnoliopsida, Solanales, Solanaceae. The record is from RefSeq and is a predicted model, not a curated record. The coding region runs from base 140 to 487 and encodes 115 amino acids. Gene Ontology annotation, cellular component: mediator complex. Gene Ontology annotation, biological process: regulation of transcription by RNA polymerase II. Gene Ontology annotation, molecular function: transcription coregulator activity.